AUGACUCCAGAGGCCCCUUUGGGGCGUUGGACUCAGACUCAAACCCGGUGCACAACCGUUAAGUCUUCUAAACAACCUGGUCACUCAACUUUCGGCUCCUCACCCUCGGAGGCAGCAGAGGCAGAGUUGAAAUGCUUGUCCACAAACUGCCUCAGCCUUUUCAACAAACUCGGCGAUGUUAAACACCCUUCGAGUCCCUUUGAAGAUGACCAAUUCCUCAUACAAACCCUUGGGCAACUCUCCUCCAAUUACCAGUUUACUCAUAUCCUGCUGGUAGGUGACUUCAACGGCCCAAAGGCCUCCUGGAUUGCACUCCAGGGCGUCGAAUUAGGCGGACCUUUUGCAGCGGCGCUGUUAGAAGUCGUUCGACAGAACGCUUGGACCCAACAUGUCGCUGCACCCACCAGAUACCGCCCAGGCCAACUACCAUCCCUCUUGGAUUUGGUCAUCACCAACGAAAGACACUUCGUUGAUCAGUCUAAAAUAAAACCAAAGAAAACAAGGAAGCUGCGUGGACAUGUGAGCCAUGGGCACGGCCGCGUUGGAAAACACAGGAAACACCCCGGAGGCCGUGGGAAUGCUGGCUUAGAACAUCAUCACCGUAUCAACAUGGACAAAUACCACCCUGGAUACAUCGGGAAAGUCGGAAUGCGGCACUAUCACUACAAAAAGAAUCCAUACUUUUGCCCCGCAAUCAAUAUAGAGAAAAUAUGGUCACUCGUCUCUCAAGACACUUAUGAAAAGUACAAGAGUGACGGGGACGGCAAAGCUCCCGUCAUUGACUGCGUAAAAAAGGGCUUGUGCUUCGCUUUGGUCUUCAGAGAUGAGGGCGAUAUCAUCUGCGUACCCCAAAUCGACAAGGCUCUCACCAGCAACAAUUUGAACACCGGAGUUCUGAAGGCCGUCCAGUGUUCGCCUCAUUAUUUCACCAAUGGCAAAGUUGAACAAAAAUGGAGAGAGUGGACAUCCUUGUCUGACACGAGUUUUUGUAGGGAAGCUUUUGGAGAGCUCACUAUACAGUCACCUACCCAGAAGUAUGUGAAUAUAGGGAUCAGAUUUUGUUUGCAAACUUCUGGAGCAAGUUUAGUUAGCAGCACUGACCGAUCGACAGAAUCAAACGCACCCUUGGAGUCAAGGGGUACCAGAGUUGUGGGUCGUCUGCACAUGUGGCGUUGCUCUAACGCCUGA
Opisthorchis viverrini is the source of this 1188-nucleotide messenger RNA. RefSeq lists its product as hypothetical. Gene Ontology annotation, molecular function: structural constituent of ribosome; catalytic activity. The transcript has 4 exons. Gene Ontology annotation, cellular component: cytosolic large ribosomal subunit. The record is from RefSeq and is a predicted model, not a curated record. NCBI's taxonomy places the organism in Eukaryota, Metazoa, Platyhelminthes, Trematoda, Opisthorchiida, Opisthorchiidae. Bases 1 to 1188 code for a protein of 395 amino acids.